This is a messenger RNA of Lucilia cuprina (Australian sheep blowfly), 2212 nucleotides long. RefSeq names its product myb-like protein AA (gene RhoU). Gene Ontology annotation, biological process: small GTPase-mediated signal transduction. NCBI's taxonomy places the organism in Eukaryota, Metazoa, Arthropoda, Insecta, Diptera, Calliphoridae. Bases 238 to 2211 code for a protein of 657 amino acids. The record is from RefSeq and is a predicted model, not a curated record. Gene Ontology annotation, molecular function: GTP binding; GTPase activity. The transcript has 6 exons.
UUACCACACACAACAACGACAGAAACAACUUCAGCGAAUUCAAUUUUAACGUUAAAAUAGAAAAUUGUGUGUAUUUUGUGAAAGAGAUAUAAAAAAUUUUUUAAAUGUAUAAAAUUUAUAUUAUCAGAUUUUAAUUGAAAACGUGCUUAAUUUUUUGAAUAGCGAACUCGAAAAAUACACAUAAAAACAUUACUCUCCGAUAGCAGAAGGGAAAAACCCAUUUAUAAAACCAUCGUCAUGACAGUUAAACUGGCCAAAUUGUUUGGUACAUCCACAGCAAGUAACAAUUCAUCAGCACAAGUGCCACCACCUUUGCCGCCACCAAAUCCGGCACCAGUUUACAAUUAUUAUAAUCAUCCACAGUUGCAACAAAAAUUGCAAAAACCUUAUAAUCCUUAUAUGGAUGAUGAUGACGAUGAUAAUAUGUCUUUGUAUUCAACGACAGCCUCGAUUAUGACAUCACGCGAUCAUCCAUUCAACAAUUCUCAGCGUCCUUUGUUGGCCGAUAGGAAACCACAAUUGUUGUUGACACAAAAUAACAACAAUAAUAAAAAGAAAAAUUCAACCACAAAUCAACAGAAUUCUUCUUCUCAAACUUCCUAUCAACAACAGCAAUUGCUAAAACAACAACAGCAAUACAACCAGCAGCAACAACAACAAUUUCAGGAAAAAUCUUAUAUCUCACCCUAUGUACAACAACAAAAACGUGAUAGUGCUAAAGGUUUGCAUGGCUUCAAUGAUUUUGAUAUUCUAUCCCAACAGUACAAUCAACACUUACAGUCACCUCACAUUGGUUAUCCCUAUGGCAGUCCACCAUCGCCUACUCGCACUUCAACACACACAACAGCUACAACGUCAUCCACAUCAGCCUUGCAAAAUAUUGCUGCCAACAAUGCAACAGCAAUAACAACAACGGAUUUUGUAUUUGAUUCCUUGGCAACGACAUACGGUAACAAUAAUCAACAGCAACAAAAUCAACCAUUUGCUAGUAUUUCAACUGCCUUAACCUCAACACCACGUUAUGGUAAUAUCAACAAUUAUGGUUCUACAACUAGUGCCAAUGUCUUCUCAUCAUCAUCCACCUCCUCCAAUUCCGUAACUAACAUCAUCUCGAACUCCUCACGACCAUGUUAUGAUGUUAAUGAUGCUGAUUAUUACACAGUAAGACCUUCAACGGAUGCAAUGUUGGGUAAAUCAUCUCGUUUUGAAGAUGAUUUUUGUAGUCGUCGUAAUAUAGACUUUUCUAAGAAUACUCAUCUUGAUGGCGGUGUUGUUGAACAUCAACAGCAACAACAGCAGCAGCUACAGAGUGGUCCAUUUAUUUUUGGCAUACCACCAGAACAACAAACUGACUUUACACGUAUGCCCCAUGGUGGCCGCUCAUUUGGUGAUAUCUCCGAGGAUUCAGGCAUAACAAAAGAUGAUGAUAAAUACUCAGCCAAGAGAAUGCAACAAUCUACUAGCGAUACAAGCUCAACUUCACGCGAUGAUAGUACAACAACCACGAAUACCAGUAAUGAUGGCACAAGUCGCAGCAGUCGUAAAGGUGCUGCAAAGUUUUUAUUACGAAAACGUAAUACAAAAAAAUCUGCAACUAAAGAAUCUAAAGCGUUAAAAUCUCAGGACAAAGCUUGUGUCAAAUGUGUGGUAGUGGGUGAUUGUGCUGUGGGGAAAACAAAUUUAAUACUCUCUUAUCUGGAGAAUCGUUUUAAUACUGAACAUGUGCCUACAGCAUCAGAUAUUUAUAAUGCUGAUGUUAUGGUCAACGAUAGUCCCGUACAUUUAACACUCUGUGAUACAGCCGGUCAGGAUACAUUGGAUCCAUUACGUGAGCUUUGCUACCCAGAUAGUGAUGUAUUCCUGUUGUGUUUUUCGGUGGCAAAACCUGAAACAUUCCAUGCCAUCAAAACCAAAUGGGCACCAAGAUUUUCGAAUACAAAAGCAUCAUUGAUUUUGGUUGGUACUCAAGCUGAUUUGCGCACAAAUCCGAAUGUACUGAAUAAAUUGCAGUCUAAUGGCGAACAACCAAUUUCAUAUGCGGAUGCUUGGGAUUUAGCAAUAACAAUUGGUGCAAAAUACAUUGAAACUUCAUCAGCAACACAGGAUAAAGUUAAAGAUGUCUUUGAUGCAGCCAUUUGGGAAGGCUUAGCUCCAACCACCUUGCCUCCAACUCCCAUACCUUUUUGGAAGAAACUUUUCUGUUUAGCCUAAA